ACUUGUGACUUGUGCUUGCAGAGGCAAAAUCUUAUGAUGCAGAGAAAAAUAGAUGUUCUUAGCUCAAAGAAACAGAAGGUGGCUGAGCACUCAUAUGGAACCACAAAUUCGGACUCAUCUACCCCAGCCACAAUAAAUAUUAGCUUACAGAUGGAGCAAGAUGAUUAUGUGGAGAAUGAGGAUCUGCCAGCACAUUACAGAGAUAAUUGUAGUAGCGAUAAGGUUGUCUCAAAGGAAACAUAUGCUACUCCCUCAAUUUUUGAAGCAUCUCAGUACCAACUGAACAAGAUCUCAAAAAGGCCUAGUGCAUCGGUACCUGCUAGUAAGAAUCAUCGUGGUACAACAAGUUUGUCAACUGGCAAUACAAUGAAGGUUGGCACCAAAGUAUACUUGCAGAGAUGGAAAAAUCGAAACAAGACUGUCGCAAUGGGUAAACUAGUGAGUUGUGAUCCAAAACAGAAACUUGAUGGUGUUCAGCUAGGCAAAGAAUUUUGGAUGGUUUCUGUUAGUUUUGUAAUGGUAGAAGAUGAACCAUUGAUACGACCAUACAAAAACUACAAGGUUCUUAGAGAUGUAGAAGGAGGAGCCCAUGUUGCAUGGCCUUCAACUUUUAUCGAGAAGAUAGAUAUAUGAUCACAGCAGAGGAACACUUGACUGAGCUGAAGGAAGGAGAAAGGAGGACAACUAGC
Messenger RNA from Panicum virgatum (switchgrass), 689 nucleotides. RefSeq lists its product as uncharacterized. The record is from RefSeq and is a predicted model, not a curated record. The transcript is spliced from 8 exons. The coding region runs from base 34 to 633 and encodes 199 amino acids. Lineage: Eukaryota; Viridiplantae; Streptophyta; Magnoliopsida; Poales; Poaceae.